Molecule: messenger RNA, 1926 nt
Organism: Lichtheimia ornata
Lineage: Eukaryota; Fungi; Mucoromycota; Mucoromycetes; Mucorales; Lichtheimiaceae
Product: alkylated DNA repair protein AlkB
Exons: 11
Coding region: 1-1926 (641 amino acids)
Cellular component (GO): nucleus; cytoplasm; membrane
Source: RefSeq, a predicted model, not a curated record
AUGAGCAACAAGAAUCAAUACAAUGUCCUCGUCGACAUGGACGAGGGUGGCUAUACCCAGCCAGCAACGAUCGAAAGCGAUGGACUCGAGUUCCAAGACUUUUCAAGCAACACAGGGCAACAUGGAUCAGCACCUCCUCCACCACCACCAGCUGCUUCAAGCACAACCAAUUUCUUUGAUACGCAAGAAUCACGACGUAGUGGAUCAAACAAGGCAAUUUGGUCAUUAGACUAUUAUUCACAAUAUUUCGAUGUGGACACUUCACAGGUGAUUGAAAGGUGCCUAAAGACCUUGUAUCCUGUUGGCGAUUUUGCAUCGGACACAUUGAACAAUCAACCUGAUCUCUAUGGACCAUUCUGGAUCGCGACAACAGUAGUAUUUGCCAUGUUCGUAUGCUCCUCAUUAGCCGGUUCCUUGGCAGCCUAUAUCGCAGAUGUCCCACACCAAAGCGAUUUUCGAUUACUCAGCUAUGCUGUUGGCGUCGUAUACUCUUACGGAUUCCUAUGCCCUGCUUUGGUUUGGUUGGCUACAAAGUACUUUGGUUGUCAACCAAGUCUUUUGGAGAUCGUCAAUUAUUAUGGUUACGGCUUAACAGUGUGGAUCCCCGUUUCAGUUUUAUGUGUGAUGCCAUUUGAUAUUGCACGAUGGGUCUUUGUUGGGGUGGCUGCAUUGUUGACUGGCUAUUUCCUUGUCAAGAACUUGUACAUUGUUAUAUCAAAAACGGAUGCAAAGACUUCACGUAUACUUUUAUUGGCGAUCCUUGAAAUGCAGCCCAGCCUAGCCAAUAAAGAUGAAUUAAUGUCUUCUCGUCGUCAACGUAAAAUCCUUGAACGUCAACAACUUAAGGCUGCUCAACUGAAGCAGGAUACAAAAACAUAUGUGAAUCAGUCCCCUUUUCGUUAUGUUGAACGUAACUUCAAGUCAAGAGUUCCCCCUCCCGAUUACUCCAAGGUCAUCGAUUUACACCAGCAUCCCAAUCACGACAAAGCUCUCCAAGUAGAUUUGGCUUGUGAUCUCUCUUUCCCACUUUUCGAACAAAAGACACCCUCUCGAGCAUAUGUAUUACAUGACAUACCAGGUCUCGUGAUUAUCCCAAAUCCAUUCUCUCACAAAGGACAGCGGCAAUUGAUUCGUGAAUGCCUUUCGUUGUACACUCGACCACCCAACACAUCCAACCUUGAUACACAUUACGCUAUCCCUGACGAAGGUCUUUGGCCAUUGUGCGAGAAAGAACAUCGUGGCCAGCUUGAUCCAUCUUUUGUGGUUCCACGAAAAACCAUGCAUGAAUGGCAACUUGAGACCAACGACUCGGAAAAACAUGAUCCACCACCUGUCGACUCCAUGCCAUUAUUACGACCUUUCGAAUUAAUGCAUCGUAUGCGUUGGGUCACUCUUGGUUAUCAGUAUCAUUGGCCCACCAAGACCUAUCAUUUCGACAAACGAUAUCCAAUGCCAAAGUUGGUUGAUCAGCUCACAUCGGCUAUAGCCUAUGCUGUUGAUGGCGUUGGACAAGAAGGUGUUUGGAAGAACACCUAUCGUGGUGAAGACUUUAAGGCUGAAGCUGGCGUGGUCAACUAUUAUCAAUAUCGGGAUGCUUUGAUGGGUCAUGUGGAUAGAAGCGAAUUGAAUAUGGAUGCACCCCUUAUCUCUGUCAGCCUUGGCAAUUCUUGUAUUUAUGUUAUUGGUGGCACUACCCAAGAUACAGAGCCUGUGCCGCUUGCAUUGCACAGCGGUGAUAUUGUUGUCAUGACAAAGCCUUGUCGUAAAUUCUUCCAUGGAGUACCACGGAUAAUAGAAGACACAUUACCAGAGUACUUGUCAGCACCACUACCUGAUACCGACGAGGAUGAUGACUGGGAGUUAUAUAGCGAAUUUCUAAAGACUUCACGAAUUAACAUCAAUGUUCGACAAGUUUUCCCACCAUAA